AUGAGGUCGCUCCGCCGGGUCCUCGUCCCGCUCGUCCUCCUCGCGGGGCUCGCCCCGCGUGGACGACGGCGGCGCCGCGCUCCUCCCGCCCCCGCCCCCGCGCUCCCCGCGCCCCCGCCCCGCCUCGCGCUUCCCGGAGGAGCUGUUCCGGAGGACGAUGCGGCGGCGGCGGCGGCAUCGCGCUCCACGGACAUCGCCGCCGCGGGGGCGAGCUCCACCGGGAUCGUCGCCCCGGCGUCGCCCAAGAAGCAGAGUCUCCAGGAGCUCUUCGUCCUGCCGCAGCCCAGGCGCCACGAGCCGGCCCGCGCGGUGAGCGGCGAGUCGGAGGCCGAACCCCGCUCCGUGCUUCAGUUUUACGACAAUGGCACAAUUCAGCUUGUGGACCGGUCAUCACAGUCUCCUCUGUGGGAGAUCUCCACAGGGCCUCCGCUUUCAGAUCAAAUUACUACUGCUGAGUCUGGUCUGAAUUACCUCAUAUAUCCUUUGAACGGGAAUGAGGACAUGAACGGGAAUGGGACUGAACUUUGGGAAGUUUAUAAUGGAAACAAUGUGAUGCUUCCGUGGAAACUGGAGGAAUUUGUUGCCAGAAGUCCAUACAUACGGGAUUCUGUUGUUACUGUUGGAUCAAAAGCUUCAACUGUUUUUGUAGUUGAUGCUGACAGUGGUGAGAUUAUUUACAAGCGCAGCAUUCCAGCUGCCUUGAAUGAAUUGGAAGGACCAGGGGUUGAAGGAGCACCAUCCAAGUUAAAUGCUCGUACUAGUGAUGACAGUGAUAAUAUCAUAGUGGUUGUGAGAACUGACUAUUCUCUCAGUGCAUCAGAUCUUGGCAAGCAUUUAUUUAACUGGACGAGAACUUCUUUCACUGCAAACUACUAUGUGAAAUACAACCACCCUGACAUGCUUGAUCAGUCAUCCUGCCUGCGAGGAGAUAUUCCAUGCAUUAGAACUGAGGGUUUGCCACUUGCUUUACCUGAUUCAGAUUCAGCUACUGCAAUUAUCGUGAGAGAUGGGAACCCAAUAAUCUCCAGGGAUGAUACUGAUGCUCUGAAACCACUUAAAACAGCAAAGAAGCUACCAAAAACUGCUGGUAAAUCAAACGUUGUCUUGGAUGAUGCUCAAAAUCAAACCUAUGAUGGUGCUCGAUCUCAUUUUAUCUCUCCUGAUCCUGAAGCUACCAACAAGUCCACUAGGAACACUUAUAGAUGGUUGUUCCCUGUGUUUCCCAUAUUUCUGGUCAUAGGUUCUCUGCUGAGCUUGACUUCUGCAAGCAAGUCAUGUAGGCAGUUUGUGAUUCAGUUUAUGAAGCCAUUGAUGCGUGACAAUAAACCGGUGGACAUUAGAGGCAGGUCAGAGGGAACUCCUAAGAGAAGAAAAACACGGAAGAAAGAUGGGCUUGUCAAUGGCCAUGAGACCUUGUCAGUAUCUGAAAAGGAGAGCAGUGAAACUGGUGGGUCAACUGAGGCACCAGUUAGGGAAAAUUCUGCACUAACAGAUAAGGGGGUCACAGAUGGCCUUGGUGGUCGUCAGAUUGGUAAACUCUAUGUCUCAAAUAAAGAAAUUGGUAGAGGGAGCAAUGGCACAGUUGUUUUUGAAGGAUCUUAUGAUGGUCGUCAAGUUGCUGUGAAACGUCUGCUGCGUUCCCACAAUGAUAUAGCUGAAAAGGAGACUCAGAAUCUUAUUAUAUCUGACCGGGAUCCUAAUAUUGUUAGGCUCUAUGGUUGUGACCAUGACAGUGAUUUUGUUUAUAUCUCCCUUGAGAGGUGCCACUGCAGCUUGGCUGAUCUAAUCCAAAAACACUCCUCUUUAUCUUCUGGAGAAUCUAUUGCUAGCAAUGAAGUUAGUAUCAGCAUCAAGUCAAAGAUUUCAAAUGGUAAGCGAAUAGAUGUGGAAUUGUGGACGCAGGAUGGGCUUCCUUCAGCACAACUCCUGAAGCUGAUGAGAGAUGUGGUUGCUGGUCUUGUGCAUUUGCACAACUUGGGAAUUAUACAUCGUGAUUUGAAGCCUCAGAAUGUCUUAAUAAGCACAGAAGGACCUAUUAGAGCAAAGCUUUCUGAUAUGGGUAUCAGUAAGUUCCUGCAAGAUGACAUGACUUCUGUUAGCCAUCAUGGCACAGGAUUCGGAAGCUCUGGCUGGCAAGCACCAGAACAGCUUCGUCGUGGUCGUCAAACUCGUGCAAUGGAUCUGUUUAGUUUGGGCUGCCUUAUUUUCUAUUGUAUCACUAGAGGCAAGCAUCCGUUUGGUGAGUACUAUGAACGGGAUAUGAACAUUGUAAACAAUCGCUUUGAUCUCUUUGUUGUGGACUACAUACCAGAAGCGGUACAUCUUAUCUCUCAAUUAUUGCAUCCAAAUCCAGAGAUGAGACCAACGGCAAUAUAUGUGAUGCAUCACCCACUCUUUUGGAGUCCUGAAUUGCGCCUUUUGUUUUUAAGGGAUACCAGUGACAGAAUUGAGAAAACCAGUGAAACUGACCUCAUAGAUGCACUGGAAAACAUAGGACCUGUGGCUUUUGGUGGAAAAUGGGGAGAUAAAUUGGAUGCUGCUUUGGUUACAGACAUGGGUCGUUAUAGAAAAUAUAACUUUGAGUCCACUCGUGAUCUUCUGAGGUAUAUCAGAAAUAAAUCAGGUCAUUACAGAGAACUUUCAGAUGAUCUCAAGGCGAUACUUGGGUCACUGCCAGAGGGAUUCAAUCGCUACUUCGCAAGCCGAUUUCCAAAGCUGCUAAUCGAGGUCUACAAGGUCAUGUGGGUGCAUUGCAAGGAAGAGGAAGCUUUCAGUAAAUAUUUCAAUGGAAGCUCGGUAUAGCUGCACGGAGGGGAUUGCCUUUUCCUCAUUGUACAAACUAACACUGAUGUAGCGAAAGUUGUAUGUACAUGUGAUAUGUGUAUACCAUAAUAUCAUAGAAUAAAAAGAGUUCAAUCUGUACAUUAUGUAGCAUAGAACUGUGCUGCCUAUAAAUCAAAGCUUAUUGUUCAUUGUGGCCCUUGGAAGUUGGAACA
Messenger RNA from Panicum hallii, 2996 nucleotides. Its product is annotated as serine/threonine-protein kinase/endoribonuclease IRE1-like. The record is from RefSeq and is a predicted model, not a curated record. Gene Ontology annotation, molecular function: protein serine/threonine kinase activity; ATP binding; RNA endonuclease activity. Gene Ontology annotation, cellular component: IRE1-TRAF2-ASK1 complex. Lineage: Eukaryota; Viridiplantae; Streptophyta; Magnoliopsida; Poales; Poaceae. Gene Ontology annotation, biological process: intrinsic apoptotic signaling pathway in response to endoplasmic reticulum stress; mRNA processing; IRE1-mediated unfolded protein response.